This is a messenger RNA of Chroicocephalus ridibundus (black-headed gull), 6872 nucleotides long. RefSeq names its product L3MBTL histone methyl-lysine binding protein 1 (gene L3MBTL1). The transcript has 23 exons. Gene Ontology annotation, biological process: negative regulation of DNA-templated transcription. The record is from RefSeq and is a predicted model, not a curated record. The coding region runs from base 322 to 2853 and encodes 843 amino acids. NCBI's taxonomy places the organism in Eukaryota, Metazoa, Chordata, Aves, Charadriiformes, Laridae. Gene Ontology annotation, cellular component: nucleus. Gene Ontology annotation, molecular function: chromatin binding; histone binding; zinc ion binding.
GCCGGGCCGUGCGGGCGCCGCCGCGGCCCAGCCGUACCGCGGGGCUCCGCGCAGCGCAGGCCGGGCCGGGCCGCCCCCGCUGCGCCUCGCAGACAGCGCCCCGGCCGGGCCCCCGCCGCCGGGCCCCGCCGCUCAGCCACUUAGAAGAUCAGGGACCUCCAUCUUCUCCAGGGUAGGAUUUGACAACCCUCAGUCAUAGUCUGCGUCAGAGUGGUGUAGGCCCCAGUGGGAGCCAAGAGCAGCCAUUGCUUGUGGGGAACCUCCUGUGCUCAGACCAUCUUAUGGUGGGGCCAGUGUCUCGCUCUGUGUCCAGGCAAGGGGAUGGACAGCAGAGCAGAGAUGGAGGUUGUGAGAAGCACGAAGGGGAAUGCCGCUGGGGAGGUCAGCGUCCAUGUGGUCACCACCGAGAGCACUGUGCAGAGCACCCACCUGCCAACGACUGCCUUCAUCAUACCAGCAAAUGCCACUACCAUCAAUCUUCCCACGAGCACCUUAGAAAUUCAGCGAUUCCCUCGGGAGCCACAGAGGAGCACAGGGGCCGAGAGGCCAGAGAGGGGAGCGGGGAGCGAGCCCAUCACAGCUACUGUCAUUCCCCAGAUCAGCGGGGUGCAGACCUGCAGCACGGUCCGUGUGCUGGAGUGGAAAGACGGGGUGGCUACUUUGCCUGGGAGUAACCUGCGGUUUCGAAUAAAUGAGUACGGAACGCUGAAGGUGGUGAGUGCUGAUAAGGUGCCUCCAGUGGAAGCUAUAAAGGAGGGUCCCACAGAGAAAGAUGGGGAGUCAGAGGUGGCACCCACCAGCAGGGACAAUCCUACUGUGGCUCAGGAUGUGCCAGAACAGACCAAGCUGCCACCAGCAGAAAGCAUGUGCCACUGUGAUACCUGUGGCCGGAGGCACGUGUCGGACGGAGCCCGGGAAGGCAGGGGCUUCUGCAGUGAGCACUGUCACCAGCAGUUCAAAGAAAGGUCUGUCAUUGUGGAAAACUCUGCCAGCAGCACCAAUGCCACUGAAAUCCUCAAGCCGGUGAAGAAACGAAAGAGGAAGGACUACCAGAGCCCUUCAGAGGAAGAAUACGAAUCUGAGCAAAUGGAGGAAAAGCAGGAAGAGAGGAAAAGCUCUGCAGGAGACGCUGCCAUCAGCAAUCCAGAGGCCAACGCGUGGAAUGGGAGCCAGCACGGUGCCAGUGAGGAGAAGAAAGAAGGCUGGUCUUGGGCGUCCUACUUGGAGGAGCAGAAAGCUGUCGCUGCCCCUUUAGAUCUCUUCCAGGAUUACCAAGUAGCUUCCCAGCACAAGAAUGGCUUUAAAGUGGGGAUGAAGCUGGAGGGGAUCGAUCCGCAGCACCCAUCUAUGUACUUUAUCCUGACAGUGGCUGAGGUGUGCGGUUACCGGAUGCGCCUCCACUUUGAUGGCUACUCUGAGUGCCAUGAUUUCUGGCUGAAUGCUGACUCCCCCGACAUCCACCCCGCUGGCUGGUUUGAGGAGACGGGGCACAAACUCCAGCCACCAAAAGGGGUUGUAGGUUAUAAGGAAGAAGAAUUCAGCUGGACAAACUACCUGAAGAUAACAAAGGCUCAGGCAGCUCCUAAGCACCUCUUCAUGGUCCGAAACACUCACGAGGCUUCCCCAGGCUUCGAGGUGGGAAUGAAGCUCGAAGCUGUGGACCGCAUGAACCCUUCCCUCAUCUGUGUUGCCACAGUGACUGACGUGGUCGACAAUCGCUUUUUGGUGCACUUUGACAACUGGGAUGAUACUUACGACUACUGGUGUGACCCCAGCAGUCCAUACAUCCACCCAGUUGGAUGGUGUCAGGAGCACGGCAAACCCCUCACACCUCCUCAAGAUUAUCCUGAUCCUGACAACUUCACCUGGGAAAAGUACUUAAAGGAAACCGGAGCAUCUGCUGUCCCGGCUUGGGCCUUUAAAGUGCGCCCACCCCAUGGCUUCCUGGUCAACAUGAAGCUGGAAGCAGUGGACAGGAGGACUCCUUCCUUCAUCCGAGUGGCCAGUGUGGAGGACGUGGAAGAUCACAGGAUAAAGAUCCAUUUUGAUGGCUGGAGCCACGUCUAUGAUUUCUGGAUUGAUGCGGAUCAUCCAGACAUCCACCCCAUAGGCUGGUGCUCAAAAACUGGACACCCACUGCAGCCUCCUCUCAGGCCAAAGGAACCAGCCUCCUCCGCUCAUGGGGGCUGCCCCACCCUGGGCUGCAAGAGCAUCCCUCACACCAAGAGCUCCAAGUACAGCUUUCACCACAGGAAGUGCCCCACACCGGGUUGCGACGGGUCAGGACACGUGACUGGGAGAUUCACGGCCCAUUACUGCCUCUCAGGGUGCCCGCUGGCAGAGAAGAACCAGGGCAGGCUUAAGGCGGACUUGUCUGACACCGAGGCCUCAACUCGCAAGAGGAACCUGAUUGGCUUCCCUCAGCGAAAGAAAUCUCGGCACCAUGGGAGAGGGCGACCUCCAAAGUACCGGAAGAUCCAGCAGGAAGACUUCCAGACUAUUUCUUCAGACAAUAUGCACCAGUCGCUCUUCAUGUCUGCCCUGUCUGCCCACCCCGACCGCUCCCUGUCGCUCUGCUGGGAGCAGCACUGCAAACUCCUGCCGGGGGUGGCUGGCAUCACAGCAACUACGGUGGCCAAGUGGACCAUUGAUGAGGUCUUUAGCUUUGUUCAGACUCUGACGGGUUGCGAGGACCAAGCCAAGCUCUUCAAGGAUGAGAUGAUCGAUGGCGAGGCGUUCCUCUUGCUGACGCAGGCUGACAUCGUCAAGAUUAUGAGUGUCAAGCUGGGCCCAGCACUCAAGAUCUACAAUGCCAUCCUCAUGUUCAAGAAUGCUGAUGACACCUUAAAGUGACUUUUCUUGGCCCGAUCGGGACCCUCCCUCAGCACCGGUGCUGCCAAACUGUCUGGUCAGGACAGAGAUUCCCCCCGACCGACCGCAGCUUGUCAUGUCCUGCUCAUGUCCCCUCGGGUGCCGCAUCUCCUCCCUCCCACCAGUCCAUCUCCCAUCCUCUCCGCUCCCCUCCACACUGCCCUUCUCCUCCGGCGCUGGGCACAGGCUGACGCCAAGCCUCGGGGGUGGCUGCAGGGACAGAGGGUGGACGUGGGACCAGCCUGUCUUCACGUGACAGCUGUCCCCCAUGUCCUGCUGUGACCGCACUGCUGCGGGGGCUGUGUUGAGGGCCAGGGGAGCAGUGUGGCCGCUGGGGGCUGACACCACUACGCAAUUCACCCAGAUAAGGGAAGGGACUGGCUGCCUGCGCACGUGCUUGCACCCGUUUAAAGGCUGGUCUUGGCUUUGCUCAGCAGCUGAGAGAGAUCUAUUUUUUUUUUUAUUUUUUUUUCCUGUGAUGUGUUCCUCUGGGGGGGAGCUUGUGUUAACAUCGUUUCCAAGGGAUGCUCCUCAAGGGGCUUCUGCUCACUUUGCCUUUUUCUCUGAGUUCCUUUGACUUUCCCUUUUAAGGCCAGAUGAUGACUUUGCUUUGCCCCUUCACCGCACUGGGAACCAGUGGCCGACCUCUUGUCCCUUCCAGGGACCAAUGUGUCCUGGCUGCUGCUCUGCCCACGACCAGCAUCUGCGCUUUAUCUGCAGCAGCCCCAGGGCCCCGCGGGGCCAGGGCUGGGUGGAUGCAGAACAAGCUCCAUUUCCUCUUCCUCUGGGAGGAAGGGUGCUUGGUUAACUUCUUCCCCUUGCAGCAAUUAAAAAAUCCUCUGCAAAGGAGAGUCAGACCCUCUUUGGUCCACGUAUUAGGAGGAAGGCCCUUUCUAGAGUGGAGACAGCUUCCAAACAUCCACUCCUCUGCAGGCGGAUUCACAGCUCGCUUCCGAAGGCGUUCCGGAGUUGGCUGACUCGAUCCUGCCAAGCCGCCUUCUCCCCCUUUUUUGCCCUGGCGAGUCCCCCUGGUUUUGCUGCCAGAAGAGCAGGAUCUUUCGCUGUCCCUGGAUUCCUUACCUGCAGAGCUAAAGGAAAUUCAGCAGUUAACUGUUUUGGAGGUUUUUUUCUGUCCUUUUAGUAACAGAGCACCUUUUCAACAAGGGUGCAGGCACUUCGGGAAUGCCCAUGUAACGCUGUCCCCCGUAAUGGAGGAGAGGCCGAGUAGGCUAGGACACGCCAACAUGCCUGGGGGCUGCUGGCAGAGUCCCUGGCAGCUUCUGAGAGUCCCUGUGUCCCCUGGCAGCACCCGUGCUCCCCUCGCCGUGGUGUGUCCCCGUCCCGUGCCGCCUGCCGUGGGUGCUGUUGGAGCAGCGGUGUGGCAGUGCAGGGCUGGAGGGCGGCCACCUGCCCCCAGGGCUCUCCACCGUCCGCAGCGAUGCGAUCUGAGUCCCAUGUCCGCUUUCUUUCCUGUUCCCAAGAAUGACAUAUCGGUAGCAAAACAAUUUUUCCCCCUUUCCCAGUGCCCAAAGACAGGGAUGAAGGGAUCUGAGCGAGUGCACCAGCAAUGCGUCUUGGAGCAGCACUGCCUUGGGAGCCGCUGUCACACCUGAGUCAAUCUGUUCUAGGCUUCCCAUGGAAAUGUAGCAUUUUGACUCUUUCUUAUUGAAUAUUUGGGGUCACAUUUGACCCGCUCUUGAAACGUCUGCUGCUUGCUCUUCACGCAGGACUUGCAAUUAGUCCGUGUAUUUGUUUUCUCAGUGCUUGGGUUUGAUUUAGGCAGCUCUCUGUCUCCUUUCCUGUUUUUAUUUUCUUCUGUCUCUUCAAGCACUGCAACGUGGGCAGCUGUGGAGAGAGGGGCAGUGGGUAGGAACGCCACGUCCCUGGGUCCCACAGCCACUCUCCGGGUCACCCUUGAUCCGCAGUGAAUGGUCCUGAAGUUGGUCUCUUCAGCUGAUGGGGAGUCUCUUCGGGGCCACGGUGUGCUGGGGGAGAAGAGGAGCCCUGGGACCUUCAGCUGUGAGACUCUGCGCGACCGGUGCUGAGACCUCUCCAGGCGUGAUCUGGAGUGGAACGGCUCCUCUGUGGCUCUUGAUACCCUUGCACGGGACAUGGUUAUUGAGCUUGUGAGGAAACAUCUUAACGAAGGCGUUCUGUUCUUGUCUGCUCCAUUCCCUCGUGCUAAGUCAUUCCUCCUCUUGGGCAGGGGACCGAGCACUGCCCCGGCUGCCGGGAGAGGAGUUGCCACCCAGGGGUCAGAUCUGAAACUAGCGUGAAGGACGGAGAGCCUUGUGAGAGCGGCGGUGGUGGUGAGCUCAGAAGAUCCCUGCUGAAGGGGAAGAGGAGCCAUGGCUGGCCCACAGGCCUGGGUACGGCCAGCACCAUGGGCUCUUGCUCUGCAGUUGGGUGCAGUCAAGCCGUGCUCUGCCUGGGCACCAGCAAAAUGGGCAGAGGGGCAUGAAUUCAGACUGUGCCAGCCACGGGCAGCAGCGGGAAGCUGUGCCCACGGGCUACUCCUCCUCUGGGCUCUUUCGACUGCCAAGAGAGCAGAGGGCAGGACUGCCAAGGUGCUCCCCCUUGGCUGUGGCGCGGGGCUGGAGCCUGGGUCUCUGCUGGGUGCAGGAAAACCAGCCCCACUGGAAGGGUGAUGGGAGACACGAGGGUCUCUGUCACACACACUUAGUGGUUCUGUGAGCAUCGGUUCCUCAGCCUCUCGGGCUGACUCAACCGCUGGGGUACAAAGCUUCUGGAUUCAUCUGGGUGAGAGAGUUACGGGGUUUGCAGGUGGUCAAGGGCUAUUUACUGUUAAAACUUCUAACCUUCUUGUUUUCCUUUCAAACCAAACCCAACCCAAAGCAUUGUGUGUGUACGUGUGGAUGGGUGUUUGUCGAAAUACCACAGCGCCUAUUUCCUCUACUGUUGGUGUGUCGCUGUUUUAAUGUGGUGGUUUCUGUGGCUGUGGAGGCGGCAGGUUCUAGUCCCAGGCAGGGUCUCGGGUGCUGUGUCCUCUGUGAGCAGAAGUUGUCUCUGGUCCCAGCAGGGAAACCAGGAGAAGGAGGGAUUGCUGCACCCUUGACCUUGCAGGUCCUCCGUCUCCACAGAGUAUUGUUUGGGAGUCCCCCCUCAGGGAGCAUCAAGGGCAGCUGUGACCAAGGCAGAAGCACCAAAGUUUUUCAUCCUUUCCCUGUUGCCUGACCAAACUCCUCCCGGGGAUGUCCACCGCUGUGUCACUAGGAAGCUGGAGAGGACAAUGGGGCUGUGUCUGGCCCACAGGUUCCUCUCUGGGGUCUUUCUGAGAGACGUGACUGCAGCCAAAAUUUCGAAGUCAAUGAAGAAUUUUUCAAGUCAAAUGUUUUUUUGGAGUGGAGGCCCCCAAGCCUGCGCAGGUGUCGUUCCUGCCCCUGCUGCUGCAGAUGGUGUUGGCAGGGCUUAGCGGGAGCUGUGGGAGAUGUCCCACCACGCGCUCCAGCCUCGGGCAUGGAGUGUCUUCUGGGGCGGCUGGUCCGCAGGUGACUCUGGGGGCGUGGGAGCAGCCGGAGCCUCUCAGGAAGGUGUUUCUCCCUCCUCGUGGAAAACAGGAGGUGGUGUGCGCAAGGUCGAAGUCUCCAUUUCUGUGAGAGCAGCCAGCCUGGAGCUCAGCGAGGAGGACGGCCAUGCCUGCCUCGCCGGAGCGCAGCUGCCUGCCGCUACCAUCCUCCGGUGAUUCCCGCGUCCAUCACAAGCACUUUUAGUAAAGAAAAACCCUCCGAAUUGUCUAGGAGAGCUGGGGGCAGCUGCUGCCUGCGGAGGCAGAUCUGGGGACGCGAGUGCAAUGAGGGGCGUUGGAGAAGAGGAGGCAGCGUGAGGACGAUGUGACUCGGCCGCUUCCGUUCCUCACUCCGUGCCCUCCGGAGGGGACCCCGCGGUGCAGAGGAGAGGGAACGACCUGGGGGCUGCAGCCGGGCUCCCUUCCUCCAAUCCCCCCCUUCACCUGGGGCCUGAGGCUCGCCCGGCCUCGGGGG